Delphinapterus leucas (beluga whale) is the source of this 6462-nucleotide messenger RNA. Lineage: Eukaryota; Metazoa; Chordata; Mammalia; Artiodactyla; Monodontidae. The record is from RefSeq and is a predicted model, not a curated record.
CGUGCCCCCCACAUCAGCAGGUGGACUCUCAACCACUGCACCACCAGAGAAGCCCUUGAGCUUGUUUCUGUAUGACUUUUACUAUCUGUAUAUUUUUUUUGGUGGGAUGUCUGUUCAGAUCAUGCUGUUCAUGUUCAUGCUGAGAGGAGCCCUGUCUCCUCAGGACCUGCUGGGGCUUUGGUUUCUGGAACACGUUGGGCUGAGUCCACGCUGAUGUCCAGGCUUCGGGACAAGCCGGGGUCGAGUCCACACUAACAGGAGCCGGGUCUCCUCAGGACCCGCUGGGCCUUCAGCUUUGGGACACUGUGGGGUCCAGUUCAUGCUGACAGGAGCCUGGUCUCCUCAUGACCUGCUGGGAGGUGAUGCCACUGAGGGAGAAGUUUCCCCAACAGACUGCAUUGCCAAACUCGUGGAUUUUUGAUAAUCUGAUAAGUGAAAUUGUGAACCUUGACAAUAAAACUCUGGAACUGGUCUUUUGAGAGGAGUAGGACUGCAACUACUCUUUCAGUUUUUUCAUCGUAAUUGGUCUAUUCAGAUGUUUCUUCCACUUAGACCAAUCAUUUAUGACAUUAGCGGAGAACAGGACUAUGUCAAGAAUUCUGGGGGUAUACUUGGUGAAAAUGAAUUAAGACCACCCUCCCAGCUACAUUCCCUGUUAGAGGAGACCGAGACAAGGUUCAUAUCAGAGAAGAUUUUUGAGACAGUGUCCUUGAGUUCAGACUCUGUCUUCCGGAGGGCAGUUUCAAUUCUCCAUACUUCUUACUUGGACUCUGCAUCUGAGCAUGGUUUUCAGUACAGUCAAGUGACUUUGGUGAUAAAUGACAUUUUCUUAAAUGAGUACAAAACUUUUUACCAAGAAAAAAAAGCAAGUGACUAUACUCACGAAGAACUUCAAGAAACUUACGGGUUUCUUCUGUUUGAAACUGAAAAUCAGGCAAAGUUGGUAUGUCAGCGUGGACUCUGUGUUGGCAGCAGUGCUAUCASCACUCUGGGUGACCCAGGGARAGGUAYGUCUGUAAGGAAAAGGAAUCUCUUUUACAAGGUGAAGUGGGGUUUAGUUAGUUACAUAAGAUACCUAUGUGAACUCAAAGAAGAUGUUCUCAUCUAUCCAUGGAAAGGGAAAUUAAUUAUUCAAGGCUGUCUGAUGUGUGAUAUAACUCUUUGGUCCUCUUACGGUACAUUGGUUCCAAAACAACUACCACAUGAACUAGACUUUAAGUAUGUAAUGAAAGUGUCGUCUUUGAAAAACAGACUACCAGAAGCUGCUUUUAGAAAACAGAAUUACGUGGAGCACAAAGAGGGCUGAAAGACUUGAAAGUUGAAGAUGACAUCUCAUUGAAGGUGGUACCUAUUUUACCUGCCCUUAAUUGUGCCCUGCUGGAAGCAAAGAAAUCAUUCCCUGAAAAAGGAAUCUGUCCAAACACAUUAGUAAAGCAUAAUCUCCAAGAACUGUACAAGGUGGACAAAAGUCCUUCAUUGACUGCUGCUUCUCAGGAUGGAAUUAAAGAGACUGCAUUCUUUGGCAAAGUGUCCAGUGGUUUUGACUUGACUCCUCCAGCUGAAAAGUGCCCUUUACAGUCUUUAACUCAGUUGAGAUCUUAUUUUUCAAAUCCUAAUGGGUACAUUUUGGAAGUAUCUACUGCACUAGACUUAUUGGCAGAGUGUCCUCAGUCUCCUUGUAUUUCAGAUGGAAUUUGUGAUGCUGGAUUUUCUUUAGUUAUGACUCCAGAUGCUGAAUUUCACAACUCAGAGGCAGAAGUAAGAAAAGAAACAGAAACACAAAAGAAUUCUGAAGAGAUGUUUAAAGCAAGGCAGGGAGCUCUGGUCCCAUUAAGUCCAGCAUCAAAUCUGAGAGUUCAGCAUAAGAGAAAAGCAGGCACGCUGCCCGUGGUACGGAGUAAAAGGGUGAAGUUGUGCCGUCCCUUUCCCAGAAGAACUCCUGCUGGAGCAAACAAGCGUCCAGACUCUCGCACAACUCUCAAGUUUCGUCAGAAAAGAGAAAACGGUAAGCAUGGUCUGUAUGGAUUUUCAGAUGAGCAAUUAGUAAUAACUGUUGUCUCGGAAGAAAUAAUUGAGCCUGAAGAGGUGCCUGAUGUGAACUCUGCUGAUCACAUGUCAAUGAAACCACGAGAAAGUGAGAGAAAAGGUGAUAACUUACAGACAGUGGCUUUCACACUUUCGAAAGAAACCUGUGCCCUUGAGGUUGCAGAGGAAGUUCAUGUUGGUUCAGACUUCUCCUUCAGUUCUUUAAUUGAAGAAGUGUCACCAGCUUCUAGCCCUGACUGCCAGGUACCAGGUGAAGAAGCACAGCCAGCUUGGGCUGUAUCUCCAAGUAGUUUUAAACUCUGUGAUGCACACUGUGAGAAAACUGACAGAUCCUCCCAGGUUGAAACAGUAGAUUUGGCCAUAACAGAAAAAGAAAAUUCUUUUGUUGGUCCCACCCAUCCAGUGGGACAAGAUAACUUAACUCAGAUACAGCAAAUGCAGCUUUCUGCUGAAAUGCCUCUAAUACUAAAAAAUCACCCAGGAAGAAAAGAUAGAUUUUUAACCCUUCCUGGUGAAGUCACUGAGGAAAUUGUCCCAAGUGAGUGUGGUGAGGGUUACUCUUUCUCAGAAAAGGUGCCACACCAUGAUGCAGAGUUAAACCAGCCUGCCUCAGCUGCCACAUGCAGAGAUUCUCUAGAAAACCUGGUAACAUCAAGAAAUCCACUGCAACCAAUGAGCGUAGAGAACAGAAAUCCCCACCUAAGUCAUCUUGUCGUGGAGACCAGUGAGCCUCCGUUUAGCCCUCAGAAGAUCCUUGAAAAUAAGUCUUUUGCUGACACGUUUGUUUCUACAACCACACCAAGUGGUGUGAAUGUGUCAUUAAAACAGCAGACCAGCUCUAAGAGCCUUAAGGAAAAUGACUCGAGCAUUGAUUUGCAAACAAACGAACUCUGUUACAUCCUGGUUAAGUCCUUGCGCCUUGACCCAGUUGCCGGAGCUGAGGCUGUGCAGGCCCGCGGGUACCUGGAGCUCCCCAAGCCCACCCUCUUCUCGGGAGAGGCCACCCUAACCCACAGGGCAGGACCCAGCGAUGCAGGGAUGGAGUUUGAAACACAGGAAAUGAUCAUCAGAAUGGCCAGUCUGCUCAAGAAUAAUGAAACUGGAGCUGAGUUAUGUGAAACAGCUAUAGAUCUAGGAGGUGUCGGCUCUCAGCUGCACAUCACCUCUUCAGAAGGCAGACACAAACCGGCCCACAUGCUGCAAGAUGGGUCACCGUGUGCAGCAAGAACUCUGCUGAAUGGUGGGCUUUUCCCCGUCUAUUUACAUGCUGAUUCUUACCAGAAGACAGCAGCAACAGGUGAAACUAUCGAUACAGAGCCUUCUUCCUUUGUUCCGAAAUCUUGUGCCCCUCUUGUUUGUGGGGUCUUUGAAGAGCAGGUGGAAGAUAAGAGUGCUGAUGAGGGGCAGAGGGCUGAGUGGGGCUCUGUGACCCGAGGUGGAGGCCUGGAUAUCAGUGUGAACUCUGACAUCCAUUAUGAACCACCUUCUGGAGACUCGGAUCAAGACUCUUUUGGUGAGUGUGGAAACCCCAGAUUAGAUACGGAAGAGUCCUGUACUUUGCGAUAUAGUCACACCGAGAAGAAACAACGUACUUCCAAAGAUGGUUUUGACUCUUUCCUGAACCUAAACAAUAGUGAUUAUGAUGACUGGGGCUACUCGAGCCAGGUUCCAGGGCUGGAGACGGGCAUUCCUCCCAGAAGCUGGCCCGUGGGAUUAAAGAAGGAAGAUAAGUGUGUGCCCUCUUAUGUCCAAAUCCGAGAUCUCCGUGGGAUCCCCAGGACCUAUGCUAACUUCACUGUCACUAAAGAGCUGAGAGACACCACGAGAACCCUGCAUAGCCUGUGCAGGCACCCCGGCGUCACGGCCAAGGGCGGCUUGCUCAGCUCCUGGACAGACACUUGGCAGGUGGCAGACGACCUCACCCAGAACACUUUAGAUCUGGAGUAUCUGCGUUUUGCACAUAAACUAAAACAAAUUGUGAAGACGGGAGUUGCUCCGUGUUCCGCCCCUUCCACCGCCGUCUUUCCUAAGGAGCCCCCUCUCCAGGGCGCCAUGGGGGCUUUCCCUGCGACAAAAGUGCCCGAGUCCCCAGGGCUGCCUCCUUCCUCCCAUAGCAGGAGUCCCCUCAUGGUGACAGUAGUGCACUCAGGCCCCAGACACCAGGGUCAGCAGGCGAGAAGGCAGACACCCAGCUGUGUGGGCCGUUCCUCCUCCUCCUGGAAGGAGAGGUGUGGCCACGAUAGAAAUCAUCUCCCAAACUCUGAACGAAAUUCAACUGUUUCAUACCACCUCAACAAGUUGAAAUAUAACAGUACAUUGAAAGAGUCCCGGAAUGACAUUUCCCUUAUUCUCAACGAAUACGCCGAAUUCAACAAGGUGAUGAACAGCCACCCGGUCAUCUUCCAGGAGAAAGAGCCACAUGCUGCUUCUGGAGAAGCCGAACCCCGAGAGCUGUGUCCCUCCAUCCCUCGGCCAGCCUCCUACGAUGACAUGGUUGCAGACCUGUGCACCAGUCUGCACGUCAAACUGGAGAGGGUUGUGAAGGAGGCUUGUACCAGGACCUACCUCUUCCACCUCGCGGAGACAGAGGACAAGUCAUUCUUUGUAAGAACAAAGCAUAUUCUAAGGAAAGGAGGCUACACAGAAAUUGAACCUCAGCAUUUCUGUCAAGCAUUUUACAGGGAGAAGGAUAUGCUCAUAGUCAUCAUCAGAAAUGAAGAUAUAUCAUCACAUUUGCAUCAGAUUCCUUCUCUGCUGAAGCUGAAGCACUUGCCCAGUGUCAUCUUUGCCGGAAUCGACAGCCCUGAAGACGUCCUCAGUUACACCUACCAAGAGCUGUUCCAGACAGGAGGCUUUGUGGUGUCAGAUGACAGAAUACUAGAAACUUUAACAUUAGUACAACUGAAGGAAAUUAUCAAAAUCCUGGAGAAACUAAAUGAAAAUGGAAGAUGGAAGUGGUUGCUUCACUACAGGGAAACUAAAAAGCUAAAAGAAGAUGUGAGAGUGGAUUCAAUUGCAUAUAAAAAGAACUUAAUAUUGAAAUCGUAUCAGAGUGCAAAUAUCUUUGAGCUGCUUCAUUAUCACCAGUGUGACUCCCGAUCAUCAACGAAAGCUGAGCACCUGAAAUGUCUGCUAAACCUGCAAAUUCAGCAUGUCCACGCGAGGUUUGCCGUCUUCCUUACAGAAAAGCCUGUUGUCUCCAGAGAUGUCUCUGAAAACAGUGGCAUCCUUGUUACAGAUGUAAAUGACUUUAUUGAAAAUGUACAGAAAGUAGCAGCUCCAUUCAGGAGUAGCUACUGGUGAGAACACUUGUGACUCUCUCCCACGUGAGCUGGAACUGACAGCAGAUGCUGACAUCUGUGUCUGCGGGAAACCAGUUGCUCAAAAACUUUUGUACCUUAUACGUCAUGCUGUAAAUUUAAAGUUUUGUUUAUUUAGGGGUGCUGCUAGUUUGGCAUAAAUGGGACUUUCUCAAGUAUCACUAAUGAAAUAACUAACCUCCACUCUAUGAGUGUUUUCACCUGCAGUCCAUCUGCUGCCAGGACGGAAGACAGUGUAGCCUACAUGCAUAGACAUUUUCCCCAGUAGGUAGCAUCCUAUUUAUGGAAUAGUUCUUGGUUAUUUUAUUUUAAAGACGGAAUUAUCAAUUUUGUAUUUGUCCAGGUGAUUUAACUACAGCUUACCUAGACAUCGGUGAUGCCAACAACAAGUGAGUAUUUUCCCUUUUCUUUGAAAACCUUUGAUUUAUAUGAGAAGACUGUUCUGUGUAUCUCAGUGUUCUACAACUUGGGGGAACAUUUUUCUUCGUGUUUUACACAUUGCCAGAAUGUCUGACUUUGUUGUCUGGCUUUGUUCACAGCAGCACUGUAGUUUUCCAUUAGUUUUGGGUUACAGUGUUCAAUAUUAUUGUUUUAAAUUAUUCUCAUUUUAAGCAGAAUAGCUUCAAAGCUAUUCAUUGAAAUUAAUGAUAAAAAUAAGAAUUUUACAAGUGUACUCAAUUGUAGCAAAAAUAAGUCUAUUUUAACCAGUAGCUUUGUUUUUGCACGUUAAGGUCAGAAAUGCACAUGUAAUGCAUGUUGUAGUCUGUUUUAAAGGUUUUACCACCUGUGUAAAAACUAACAUCUUCAAUGGUUUUAUCUGCUGUUAUUCAUGCUACACUACAUAAACAUUUUUUUCCUAAAUGGUACAAAUUUAUAAACUGUCAUUUUCACUUACUCAGUUUUUGUAAACAGCGUACUACAAAAAUCAACCCUCUGAGGAAGAAAUAAUCAUUUAUUUAUAUUAGAAAUAAUUUCUACACCAAUCUUUAAAACUCAAAACCAAGCAAAAACAUUGGUAAGAUACAUAGUAUCUAUUUGGAACAAAGGUUUUUGUACCUAAUUUGUUUCAUUUUAAUAAAGACAACUAAAAAUCGUU